UUGUUUUUGUGAUUUGUGUUUGUGUUUUCCAAAAACAUUUUUAAAAGCAAGUCAAAGCAACAUCCGCUUGAGAACGGAAAUUAUUCUUAAACCACAAAGUAUAAGUAUAAAUAAAAUAAAAAAAAAACCAAAACAAAAAAAAAACAGCAAGAAAAUUAAAAAUUAAUAAUAGCUAAGGUUUGCAGGCAUUUGUAAACAAGGACAAAAUACAUACAAAACAACAACAACAACAACAACAACAAAAAUGGAAACAAUAAAAAUAUUUCGCCUGCUGCGUACGAAUAAACGCGCGCAGCAAAGGCAACAAAAUCGUUUACUGCUCAUAAUGGUUUGCUUGCUAUUUGCCUGUUACAGUUUCCAAAGUACCGCUGCCUGCCCCACUGACUACUGCACCUGUAAGUGGAGAGGAGGCAAGCAAACAGUCGAAUGCGGCAAUCGACUCUUGCCCGUUAUACCGGAGAACAUGGAUCCAGGCACACAAGUGCUCAACUUUUCCGGCAACAGCCUGCAGGUGUUGCAAAGUGAGCGGUUUCUGCGUUUGGACCUAUUAAAUUUACAAAAAAUAUACUUGGCACACAACCAACUCAUACGCAUACAUGAGAACACCUUCCGGGGCCUAUCGAACCUGGUUGAAUUGGACUUAUCUGAGAAUUUACUGCAACACGUGCCAAGCGAAACGUUUCAGGACUACAGUUCGCUGAUGCGCCUUUCGCUCAGCGGUAAUCCUAUACGUGAAGUGAAAGCUUCAGCUUUUCGUUACUUAUCCUUUUUGACAACACUUGAGCUGAGUAAUUGUCAGAUCGAACGCGUCGAGAAUGAGGCGUUCGUAGGUAUGGAUAACCUGGAAUGGUUGCGUUUAGACGGUAAUCGCAUUAGUUUUAUACAAGGUACACACAUACUACCGAAGUCAUUACAUGGCAUUAGUUUGCAAAGCAAUCGCUGGUCAUGUGAUUGCCGACUAUUGGACUUGCAUGAGUGGUUAAACAGUAACAAAAUUCCACAAACCGAGGAGCCCAAAUGUGUGGAUCCACCACGCCUUAAAGGUCAAGUAAUUAAAACGUUAAAACGAGAUGAGUUGGCGUGCUUGCCCGAGGUUAAUCUCACUUCGACACACACUGAAAUAUCUGAGGGUCGGAACGUGUCCAUCGUGUGUAUUGUACGUGCCAUACCCGAACCAAAAAUUUUAUGGCUAUUCAAUGGUCAGGUCAUGACAAACGACAGUUUCGGCGACAAUCUGCGCAUGAGUUACUACAUUGACGAAACCGGCAAUGCUGAAGAGAAGCGCAGCGAAAUAUUCAUUUACAAUGUAAGCGCUGGGGAUAAUGGCACAUUUUCGUGCGUUGGACAAAAUGUUGCUGGGACCAUAUUUAGCAACUAUUCACUACGUGUCAUCAUUAAGGAACCACCCGUAGUCAACGAGGUGUCCUUCCCACGUGACUACAUGAAUUAUAUUAUUGCCAGCAGCACAGGUGCUGGUGUCAUAUUUGUAGUGUUACUGUGCACAAUUGUGGUCAAAUGCAAGCAGCGUCAACCAAAAAAGCGUAAGAAGUGCCGCAGCAGUAGCGCAGCUGCAAGUGUGCCCGGUAAUACUAGUUCCACUGAUGGCAGCACAAACGAUACUGGCCUAAUGAAAUGUUCAUCGAUUUUAAAUGAUGCCGAUAGCCUAAAUGGCAGCUCAGGCAUGCUUAUGGCCGAAGGCAUGACACCCACUAAAAUGUGCAAGGAAAAUGGUGUCAUCAUUGGUGGACAAAUGAAACAGAACUUGUUGUUGUACGCACCAGCACACUACCAACAACAGCAACAGCAACAAUCGCUGGAUGCUUGUAGCGCCAGCGCUGCACAGGCCCUACAGCUCAAUGUCAGCUUAGCCAAUGCGCACGCUGCAAGUGGUACGCCACCACCACUAAUGAUUGGCACUGCACUAGGUACUACUAUUGCAUACUGUUCUCCACCCUCUUCGGUGCGUAACUAUCAAGAAAAAAAUCCAGAUUUAGUUAACGAUGCGGAAAGUGUUAAGCAAAAAUUGAAAUCGGCCACAUCACUAGAUACUGACUACGAUGCAGCCAGUGACUGUUCAGGCCCAUGCAGUAUACAAGGACUGAACGUACCAGUGCAGUACGAGAAUUGCUAUCAAUUAACACCACAGUUUGGCUCUCAAAUCAUACGGCCCAACAUGAAUACUAAUGUUACAGCAGCAUCACGCUUUGCCGCCAUGACGACUCUACCACGUGGCAUGCAAUUAAAAACAGUCAUGAACAAUUUAAGCACAGUACCACAACACCAGGUGGAUGUGCACUUAAAUCCAGUAUGCUUUUUGGGACAAGAUGGUUUCGCUUACGAUUACAGCAACGCGCAUUUACAGCAGCAACCACAGUCACAUCAUCAUUUACACUUGCAGCCUCAGCAUUCUUUGGGUGCUACACCACCAUCUCAAGCAACCGCCCAGCAAGCACAGCAAAAUUUUUAUCGCACCUUGCCACAUAAUCGUGCACACAAGCAACAGCAAUUUGCCGCUUCAGCUGCAAAUUCUGGAAUGCGUUACAGUCUUGAAGCUGAACUUUUACAACGUUCCGGAACGCCCACAUAUGACAAAUAUAUGCCAAAUGUACGCUUCACAGCCGAAGGUUAUCCACAGCCACAACCAGAACAGCUCGUACAAUAUCCCUCACCACCGGAAGGCUACAAAAGUACAAAUAGUCCAAAAAUUGGCGGUAAUGCCGACAGCAGUAUGGGUGGUGCAUCCACAAUAUCCGCAGUAGCAUUCCAACAAUGGCCACCAUGCUUACCCGGCUAUCAUGCACAGCCGAUACGUUAUCCACCCACAAUUGUUGGUGUUCUCAGUGCACAACCAACAUCAACUCCAGCAAUUGGAGCAACACAACAGCAACAACAACAACAAUUGCAACAAAAGUCGAACACAACAGUGGCACUUGCAGUAACCAGUCAAACACAAACACAACCAUGUGUCAGCAACAGUAGUGGAUCAUCGAUAACCGGCAGCACCACAGGUACUCCAGGCACAAUUAUGGACAUGAAAAAACGUUGUGUUUCCUCACAAGCCGAUGCAUCCACAAUACCAGAAUGUGACGAGAAUGACGUUUCACCCACCACAUCCAAUGCAGGUCUGACCGAUGCUGCAGCAGCAGCAGCAAAAACUUCAACAACAACAACAACAACUACAACAACAGCAGCAGCGGCAGCUUUGGUUGGUACUGACUCUGCAGCGUUGACUGAGGAAAAAUCCAAAUUAAGACAUCUUAACGGUCCACUUGCUGAUAGUCCUGACGAGGGUUACGUUGGCGAUUCGCAUGAAGGCGCCGACAUAUGACAACGGGAUGCUAAUUGCACAUAUGCAAGUGCGAAGGCUCUAGAUGAUUCUGUAGCACUGUAAGCAAGCCACUUGACAUAAUUGCUUUAAUUUUAUUU
Messenger RNA from Teleopsis dalmanni, 3426 nucleotides. RefSeq lists its product as uncharacterized. Bases 245 to 3328 code for a protein of 1027 amino acids. The transcript has a single exon. Gene Ontology annotation, molecular function: protein binding. Lineage: Eukaryota; Metazoa; Arthropoda; Insecta; Diptera; Diopsidae. The record is from RefSeq and is a predicted model, not a curated record.